Brassica napus (rape) is the source of this 933-nucleotide messenger RNA. RefSeq names its product V-type proton ATPase subunit G3-like. Gene Ontology annotation, molecular function: proton-transporting ATPase activity, rotational mechanism. The transcript is spliced from 3 exons. NCBI's taxonomy places the organism in Eukaryota, Viridiplantae, Streptophyta, Magnoliopsida, Brassicales, Brassicaceae. The coding region runs from base 205 to 531 and encodes 108 amino acids. The record is from RefSeq and is a predicted model, not a curated record. Gene Ontology annotation, biological process: proton transmembrane transport. Gene Ontology annotation, cellular component: vacuolar proton-transporting V-type ATPase complex.
GGGGAUCACGCAAUGUUUUGCAAACACAUUCUAAUAUUCAAAAAAGUUAGUCAGAAACUAACUCCAUAAACCAAGGAGAGAAAAGCUCUCCAUCUAAUUAAAACCAUAACCAAAGAUGCUCAUAUCAACAGAUUCCAUCUCUGGCAUAAAAAUUUGCAAAAGAAUAAACACAAGUCUUCACUUUCUUUGAGGAGAACACAAGCCAUGGAUUCAUUAAGAGGCCAAGGUGGGAUUCAGAUGCUUUUAACUGCUGAACAAGAAGCAGGCUGGAUCGUUUCAGCUGCUAGAACCGCAAAACUAGCAAGAAUGAAGCAAGCAAAAGACGAGGCUGAGAAGGAGAUGGAAGUGUAUCGGUCCCGAUUAGAAGAAGAGUAUCAGACACAAAUCUCUGGGACGGAACAAGAGGCAGCUGCAAAACGUUUAGAAGAGGAGACAGACGGCAGGAUCCAGAACCUUAAGGAGUCUAGUUCAAAGGUCUCUAAGGAGAUUGUCAAAAUGCUCAUCAAGUAUGUUACCACUACUGGAGCAUGAUAUUCUAAAUACACUCACCACUUAGUUCCUUAUUUUGUUGCUAUCUUGCUAUUUUAUUUUACUUAUUGCCAUGUGAUAUGCAAAACGACGUUGCAUUUACGCUCUAAUGUGAUGACAUACUUGAUGAUUUGGCAUGAAUAAAACUGUCCAGAAAAGUUUGAAAUUGUCUUUGAUGAAUCCACAAACCAGUUACAAAUACGAGUGUACACUACUGAUACAAUUAUCAAUAUUUACCAACAUGGCCACACAGUCAUCACAACGGCUAUGAUCAAAUUCUAAAGUACAAACAACAUUCUUCACAAUCAUUGUGGAUUGUGAAGUGAACCUUUGCAAUGAAUCUCCAGCUUUCAUGAAAUAGCGAAUUGUAUCUCGACUAUAUCUGAAUCAGUCACUGUAUUGAAU